AUGGGCGUGGACUGCGCUGAAUUCUGGUCUGGUCUCCGCCUUCGUGACGUCGAGGCAUCCGUCAUAUGGCAGAUAAUUCGACUUAUCGUAAUAGCUCUGCCACCCCCAGAAAGCGACGCCAAAAGCAAUGCAGACCUGGCUCCAAUAUGUGGUUUCACCACAUACACCCUCAAGAGCGCGGCUGCCCAAGAUCGGGGUUCGGAUGUUACGUCUCCGGGUUGA
Messenger RNA from Letharia lupina, 222 nucleotides. RefSeq lists its product as uncharacterized. The record is from RefSeq and is a predicted model, not a curated record. The coding region runs from base 1 to 222 and encodes 73 amino acids. The transcript has 2 exons. NCBI's taxonomy places the organism in Eukaryota, Fungi, Ascomycota, Lecanoromycetes, Lecanorales, Parmeliaceae.